AUGAUCAAGCCAUCAGCUGAUUUCAAAUGCCCGAAUCCGGAGCAGUUCAAAUGUAGCUCGAAUCAGUGCAUUGAAAAAGUCUGGGUUUGUGAUGGUGAAGCCGAUUGCACCGGCGCUGAUGAUGAAGAUCCACAGCUUUGCAAAGGUGCCAUCUAUGUCUCAUCUUAUUCACUGCUUAGCAAUUUUUAA
Messenger RNA from Gongylonema pulchrum, 189 nucleotides. The record is from the annotation of a GenBank genome assembly. NCBI's taxonomy places the organism in Eukaryota, Metazoa, Nematoda, Chromadorea, Rhabditida, Gongylonematidae.